UCUCUCUCUCUCUCUCUCUCUCUCUCUCUGUCCGUCUGUCUUCGCCUUCUCCUCCAUAUAAAUUUGUUGUUUGGUUCUUUCUCCAUUCUUAAAGCUCACUCCCUUCUCAUCAGUUGUCCAGAAUCAAAUCGUCGGAGGGAUAUCGAUGGAGGAGAAGAUCGGGUUGGGAACGAUAAGCCAUCUGCUGAUGACGAUAUUCCUGCACAACUUCUCGACCUUCAUGGUGAUCCCUGCCAUCACGGACGUCACAAUGUCGGCCCUCUGCCCCGGGAGGGACGAGUGCUCCUUGGCCAUUUACCUCACCGGCUUACAACAAGCGGUGGUCGGGAUGGGAUCCCUAGUGGCGAUGCCAUUGAUAGGAAAUUUGUCCGAUAAGUAUGGGAGGAAAGCUUUGCUCACAGUCCCGUUGAUCUUCACCAUCAUUCCCUUAGCCAUUCUGGCAUAUAGCAGGUCAAGGAACUUCUUCUACCUUUACUAUGGCCUUCGAACCCUCACUGCCAUGGUUUGUGAAGGAAGCGUUCACUGCCUUGCCCUCGCCUAUGUGGCGGACAAUAUUCCUGAGCGAAGAAGGGCUCCAGCGUUCGGGAUACUCUCAGGAGUUGCAUCUGCUGCCUUCGUCUGCGGGAAUCUCUCUACUCGCUUCCUCUCCACUCCAUUGACCUUCCAGGUUUCAGCCACUGUGGCUGUGGCAGCGCUCCUGUACAUGAGAGUCUUCCUUCCAGAUUCGGCUGUAGAUAACGAGCUUUCUGCUCCGAUUGUUGCCAAUGUUGGGAAAUUAGGUGAUGGCGAUUCAACUAGGAGCUCACAGAUUUUUAAGACGGUGCCAUCCUUGGAGGACAUGGUCGCUCUGGUGAAGAGCAGCUUGACAUUUUUGCAAGCAGCAUUGGUUGCGUUCUUCGAGAGUCUCGCCAAUGUUGGUCUUCAUGCUUCAAUGAUGUACUACUUGAAGGCCAAAUUUCACUUCAACAAAGAUCAGUUUGCUGACUUGAUGGUGAUUUCCGGGAUCGCAGGGACCAUUUCUCAGCUAGUACUCAUGCCUACUCUGGUUCCAGUAUUGGGCGAGGCCAGACUUCUCUCGAUAGGGCUCUUUUUUAAUUGUGCCCAUAUGUUCCUUUACAGCAUCGCUUGGACCUCUUGGGUUCCAUACCUUGCAGCCAUGUUCUCCAUCUUGUAUGUCUUCUCGCAUCCAUGUAUGCGCAGCAUUGUUUCUAAGCAAGUUGGCUCCUGCGAGCAGGGCAAGGCUCAAGGGUGCAUUUCGGGCAUAAGUUCAUUUGCGAACUUCAUUUCUCCCUUGAUUUUCUCUCCUUUGACAGCUCUGUUCCUAUCGGAAAGUGCACCAUUUGAUUUUCCCGGUUUCAGUAUAAUGUGCGUCAGCUUUGCUUCAAUGAUAGCAUUUGUUCAGAGCCUGAUGAUAAGAGUGGCUCCUCCUAUUUCGGGUGGUAGAGUCGGAGACUGCCAUUCAAAUGCCUAGAAUCCUCGGUUACGGGUUGCCAGCAGGUGAAAUCACUUCCAAGUUCAAAAUCUUGAAGAUUUUUUGCUUUGGCCUUGGCCUGUAUGAAGCACUCCCUUGUGAUUUGGUCUCCCAUAUACAAGAAAUGAAAACGUAGGGAUAAGGAUAUAAAUCAGCCACCAGUUCAAUACAGCUAUCUGAUAGUUAUGGUUCCAUAUCGCGUCUUGGGGGACUAGAAAGCUCAAAGCUGCAAUGUAUUCUGUAAGGCGUAAGGCAUGCGAUAUGAUAGGCUUUUCAGGGGAUCAGUAUCACCUUCACAUUUGUAUCGUGCUUGUAUACCUGUAAGUCGAGAAGACGACAAUCGUGUCUGGGUUACAAGAUCGUAGAGUAGUAGUCAGUUUUUCGAUAUAUUUAUGUAAUCAAAACCGCAAUUAUUCGGUUGUAGUGUAUUAUAAGAUAUGAAAUUUGUUCUCGAUAAUUUUCUCUCC
Molecule: messenger RNA, 1938 nt
Organism: Punica granatum (pomegranate)
Lineage: Eukaryota; Viridiplantae; Streptophyta; Magnoliopsida; Myrtales; Lythraceae
Source: RefSeq, a predicted model, not a curated record